Molecule: messenger RNA, 958 nt
Organism: Mytilus trossulus (common blue mussel)
Lineage: Eukaryota; Metazoa; Mollusca; Bivalvia; Mytilida; Mytilidae
Product: ankyrin repeat, PH and SEC7 domain containing protein secG-like
Exons: 6
Coding region: 35-958 (307 amino acids)
Molecular function (GO): protein binding
Source: RefSeq, a predicted model, not a curated record
AGAUUUUGAGAAAACUGAGCUGAUGUAAUCAACUAUGGGGCUGAACAAGAUAGAAAUAUCUGAACUUUCGAGUGAACAAUUAUCACAAACGUUGAUUGACUGUGUCAAAAAGAAGGAUACAAAAAAUGCAGCAGCCUUGAUAGAAAGUGGCGCCGACUCCAAUUAUGCUGAUGAGGCUGGCUGUACACCUUUACAUUAUGCUGCACUUGAAGGCUAUGUUGACCUUAUAGUCCAAAUGAUACAAAAUGGUGGAAACGUUAGAAAAGUAGAUAUGAAUGGUGAAACUGCAAUCCAUAAAGCGGCACGAAAAGGACACAUUGAAGUUAUAGUGGCGAUAGUAGCACACGGAGGAGAUAUAAACAUAUUGAAUAUGCAUGGUCAUAGUGGACUUGAGCUAUCAGUAAUCAGAAAGGAUGCAAAUGCAGUUCGACUGUUUUGUAAAUUAGGAGCAGAAGCUGCUCUCCAGGAUUGGGUAUGGACAGUGGGUGAUACUAACGUGCUCGGUAAAAAAGACAAAUGGGUUUUAGAUCUACUUGUUUUACAGAGCAGUAGAUACCCAGGGUAUAAAUAUGGAGGAAUAUCUUUUAAAGUAGUACAAGUUCAACCAGGAACAGACGAUAUCAAAAUAGGAUCUCUUGGAAUAUCGAUACAACCAUACAAUAUUUUGAACAGUUUUUACUUGUAUUGUGGUAAAAUGCAUCCAGAGUACUCAAAUGCACGUGAUCGAUUGCAACAGCAUGAAAGUUUGUUUAGUGACGUUGUUGAACUGAUUGUAUGGGGUAAAAAGCCUGGUUCUCUAAAAUUAAAGAUCACAGUACCUGGUAAACCUAGUUGCGGUGAGAGACUGUCGUUGUUUUCCAUUGACGGUUCAGUAAAUGGAACAAUUGAUGAAUUCGAAAAAAUUGAAACUGAUGACCAAGACGACUCAAAUGUAAGUUUACCAUGUCUAUUAACCUAA